AUGAUACUAUCAUCGCAGUUUACCUGCUCGAUCUUAUUAGCUUUGAGCUUUCUUGUCAAUAGAGCUUAUGGGGAAAGGGGAAUUAUCGGUUAUCGAACCGUUCAAGAAUGGGAAGCUAAGCAGAUGAAUGCAUACCAAAAGCCUUUCAGAGAUCGAGUAUUCGAUAAGGAUAACGCGCAACAAAAUCAAUUAGGGCAUGGCUUGUAUUUGAUAAACGAACCUGCUAGCUGGAACGUGCCGGAAUGGUUGACCUCGUGGUAUUGUGUUGUCGAAGCGGACAUGGACAAGUUUGCUGAGACCAGCAAAAUCUGGAUCCCAGGACAGUACACGGGGCUGGACAAGCACGGUAGGAAGAGGUCCAAGCCGACGCAACUAUGGAACUGGAGGGCCGAUAACGAAAACACCAUCCUCGAGUAUAUCAGGGUGAUGGGCCAGCCGAACCCGAAGAAAGCGUUACGCUUCGCACGCGUUCCAGCGGCGCCGGGGAAACUGCAGGUGGUGAUUCCAUCGGACAUGGUCAACAGAAAUACGUUGGAUUUCUCGGCUCAAUGCUGGGAAACCAAAGAAGAGCUAUUUGACUAUUCGAGCGCCACUGUUGAUUGGAUGAAUUGGGAGAUCGCUGGGGAUCCUGACGUGGCGGAUCCUGAACCGAGCGAUUCCUCCGACAAAAAGGAAGAGGCGAGCUGGUAUCAGGGGUGGUUGGAUUGCAUCAGAGGCUCAGGCACAUGCACUUGGUAA
Molecule: messenger RNA, 738 nt
Organism: Drepanopeziza brunnea f. sp. 'multigermtubi' MB_m1
Lineage: Eukaryota; Fungi; Ascomycota; Leotiomycetes; Helotiales; Drepanopezizaceae
Source: RefSeq, a predicted model, not a curated record